This is a messenger RNA of Salvia miltiorrhiza (redroot sage), 2190 nucleotides long. RefSeq lists its product as uncharacterized. The record is from RefSeq and is a predicted model, not a curated record. Gene Ontology annotation, molecular function: nucleic acid binding; zinc ion binding. NCBI's taxonomy places the organism in Eukaryota, Viridiplantae, Streptophyta, Magnoliopsida, Lamiales, Lamiaceae. The coding region runs from base 1 to 2190 and encodes 729 amino acids. The transcript has 2 exons.
AUGGUUAACGACAAAGACAAGGUACCUGAGCCUACCAUCGCUGAUGUGCUCAGAGAGGUGCAACGUCUGACAAUAGCAGUUGAUAUGUUAACUACUCGUGUUGAGCGAGUAGAGGAACGUCGGGGUAAUCCAGGAGACGGAGAAGGAGGCAGGAGAUUUGCUCGUGUCCUUCAACGUACGGGUCCCCAACCGAUUGGUGUGAAACAAACUUAUGAGGAGGAUUCAUCUGAUGAAGAAGCGAAAGAGUUGUUUGCAGAAAAUCCUAACCCUAACCCUAGGGGAAACCAAAGGCAUGAUGAGUUUCGCAUGAAGGCAGACCUUCCCUCCUUCAAUGGAAACUUCAAUAUUGAAGCUUUCCUAGACUGGAUCGCUGAAGUUGAAAGAUUCUUUGAUUUCGCAGAAAUUCAUGAAAACAAACAAGUGAAACUGGUGGCAUAUCGCUUAAAAGGAGGAGCUUCGCCUUGGUGGGAGCAAGUGCAAAACCAACGACGACGUUUGGGAAAACAACCGGUGAGAUUAUGGGUGAAGAUGAAGAGGAUGAUGAUGGCUCGUUUUCUUCCUCCGGAUCAUGAACAGUUUCUAUUCCAUCAAUAUCAGACACUAAUUCAGGGACAAAAAUCUGUAGCAGAUUAUACUACGGACUUUUUGCGCUUAUCGUCGCGAAAUAAUCUGAUGGAGACUGAAGGGCAACAAAUUUCGAGAUAUAUUCAUGGGCUGAAGCCAACAAUCCGUGAAAAGAUUGGAUGUCAAGUUAUCCUCACUCUCAGCGAGGCCCAGAAUAUGGCGCAACGGGCUGAAUCCAUGGGAUUUAGGAGCUACUAUGGGAGAGAAGAAAAUCGCAGGAAUUUUGGUGAAACAAACAAACCAAACUCUAACCUCGAAGUUGCUUCAAGUUCUAAUAAACGAGAUAUUGUUGUGAAGGAGAACAUAAAGAAACAAUCAGAAAACCCAUAUGCUAAGCCAACCGGAGAUAAAUGCUACAGAUGCCAUGAGAUUGGGCACCGAUCGAACAAUUGUCCGAAACGCCGUCCGGUGAAUAUGACUGAGCAUGGUAAGGAUGACGAUGCAACUGAGCAUGAAAUCGAUGAAGAAGAGGGAGUUUGCAGCCUGAUGGAGAAGAAUAUGAUGAACACCCAACAUAGUGGCAGCUGUGAGAAUAUUAUUUCUCAAAGUUUGGUUCGAGCAUUACAAUUACCUGUGGAAAAACAUCCUGAACCAUAUAGUAUUGUGUGGAUUAAUAAUGGUGAGGGUAUCAAGGUUAAGGAGAGGUGUCGUGUGCCUUUAUCUAUUGGAAAAUAUUAUAAAGAUGAGGUUAUGUGUGACAUUGUGGACAUGGAUGCUUGUCAAUUACUAUUUGGCAGACCUUGGCAGUUUGAUCUUGGCACUACUCAUGAUGGGAGGAAAAAUAUUUAUCAAUUCUUCAAGGAUGGGAAGAGCAUAACGUUGCUGCCUUUAGGGUUUAAAAAGAAAAUUGAAAACCAUAAGUUUCUGACAUUAACCCGUUCAGUGAAAGAAUUGAUGGACGAUGCACGAGAUACUAGAGAAAUUCUUGCUUUGGUGGUGAAGACGGUACCCAUGGUCAAAAAUUCUGCAAGGAUGAACGAGACUCCAGAUCGAGUUCUCGAAUUGUUUAAGGAAUUUCAAGAUUUGGUUCCUGACGAGCUUCCUUCAAAGUUACCGCCAAUGAGAAAUAUACAACAUGCCAUUGACUUGGUCCCCGGAGCCUCGUUACCAAACUUACCUCACUACCGUAUAAGUCCAAAAGAGGGAACAAUUUUGCAACAGAUGGUAGAGGAUUUGUUACUCAAAGGAUUGAUUCAAGUAAGCAUGAGCCCUUGUGCAGUUCCCGCAUUACUAACUCCAAAAAAAUAUGGUUCUUGGCGCAUGUGCGUGGACAGUCGAGCAAUAAAUAAGAUCACUGUGCGUUACAGGUUUUCGAUUCCACGAUUAGAAGAUAUGUUAGACAACUUAUCUGGGGCGAGAAUUUUUAGCAAGAUAGACCUGCGAAGUGGUUACCAUCAGAUCCGCAUCAGACCGGGAGACGAGUGGAAGAUAGCUUUCAAAACAAAAGAGGGUCUUUAUGAGUGGCUCGUUAUGCCGUUCGGAUUGUCAAAUGCCCCUAGCACAUUUAUGCGAUUGAAGAAUGAGUUACAUGCAAACAAGUCUCCUUUUCCUUGGCUUUGUGAUUAG